This is a messenger RNA of Aureobasidium pullulans EXF-150, 1443 nucleotides long. RefSeq lists its product as uncharacterized. Bases 1 to 1443 code for a protein of 480 amino acids. The record is from RefSeq and is a predicted model, not a curated record. The transcript has a single exon. Lineage: Eukaryota; Fungi; Ascomycota; Dothideomycetes; Dothideales; Saccotheciaceae.
AUGUCUACUUUUACUGGUCGCCCUGUCGUCAGUCCCUUGUCUCCUUCUUUCCACCACCGUGUCGGCAUUGACUCUCCACCUAGUCCUCUUUCUCUUUCAAUCAACACUAGACGUCUCUCCAUCAGCGACGGCUUCACACUCCCUAGCCCGGUUUCUCCUUUCCUCAUGCCUGCUAGGGACUUGCCUUUGAGUCCUAUCACUCCCUACAACCCCACCUCACCUCCUUGGAGCCCUUCUAGUGAGUACAGCACAGACUCUGCCACUUCUGACUUGUCGAUUGCUGAACUCACUGCUGGUGACUUCCCUUCGCCUAGCAGUCCUUAUGUCUCUGAAUUUGUUUGGGACAUCUGUGUCAUCCCUUCCGUUGCUUGCAAGACGAGUGUCUUUGCUGCUCAGUGGAGAAGCAACGGCACUUGUCCUUUUACUCUGCCUGCUAAGAAUGGCCCUUGCGAGCGCUCAAUCAGUCCUUCUACUCUGUCUAAUGGUAGAAAAGCUGUUUCUUCUGCCGCUGCUGAGACUGUUGCUCCACCUCUUCCUCCUCGACCUACUGCUGUUAGGGGACCUGCACCUAAGAGACCUCUGAGAUCGCCAUUGUUGGCUGAGAAGAUGAGUUGGGCUGGCCCUCGCUUGUCUUUUGAUGCUGGAGCUGGUGCUUCCAUCUCCUCUGCCAGCGACAGUGUCUCUGCGCAUACACUUGCUGCUGAUCAAAGACCACUGCCAUCUAACGCACCUUGGUGGUCUACCAUUCCCGCUCACACUUAUUCGCAUUCUUCUCUCUCCACCACUUCUACAUCUGUCAACUCCUCAAUCCGCAAAACCCCAUCGGUUUUCUACCGUAAGAGCCAGCCCACCACUACCCCCUCUCCUGCCACCCAAACGAUCAACCAAGCAGAAGCCAGAUUUCUUUACUGGGAUUCCCCCUCCACCUCUGCAGCAGCUGAAUACGCAACUGUUUUCGGCAUCCCUGUUGACCAGGAUGACUUCGCAUGGAUCCGCUAUCCCGUCCCCGGCCCCCAUGCUCUGCACUGCUAUGACGACGAAGAUGUAUGGCAAAGCGUUUACGACGAAGACGAUACACUCGACCAAAGUGCCGGAUAUGGCAAUUGGCAUGAUGUAAACCCCACCGCCAUCGAUGCUUCCGAUCCCUUUGCCGAUUUCGACGGGGCUUUUGGUGGUGGCGCUUUUGCUUCUGCUCAAUCUUCACUUUUCCAAUCGGAUCCGGCUUGUUCUGUCACUUCUACGAUCUCUGAAGAUGUGAGUAUUCGCUCUUCCUCCUAUUCCGGCGUCACGACGAGUAUUCGCUACGCAACUACUUUGGAAGCUAUGAGGGCUUCUUAUAUCUCUGGAUAUUUGAGCAGAUCUGCUGUUAGUGCGGUCAAAGAGGUUUGUACUCCUGCUUAUAAUAUGGGUUCCAUUGAUGCAAUUGUUGGAGGCAUGUUUUAG